Molecule: messenger RNA, 551 nt
Organism: Spodoptera littoralis (African cotton leafworm)
Lineage: Eukaryota; Metazoa; Arthropoda; Insecta; Lepidoptera; Noctuidae
Source: the annotation of a GenBank genome assembly
AAAGGAAAACAUUGCAAAUUAUUGUUCCUCAACACUUGAGAAUAAUGUUUACAAAAUUAUUAUGUGUUUUGGUAAUUUUGAGUGGAUGUGUUGGGGAUCUGAGUGAGUUAAGUGAAGAUGAGUACUUUGACGCUGUCAUGGAUAUGUUAUUGAAUGGUGUUGAUAGAGAUUUCGGAGAUUCUGAAGAAACUGGUGAUGAUGAUGAACCAGUACUAAAUGGAGGUGUGUGGAAGUGCGGACACUGUGACGCCAUUAAUGAGUCCAGACUGAUCUAUUCUGAGGUGAAUGAAGUGGACAAUGAAAUGAUGACUGAUCAGUCAGUAGAUAUACAGAUAGGCAUAUCUCUGCCCGACAUGAAGUGCCUGAUUGUAAACUCCGACGUGCGCGGCGUCGUGCGUCGCGUUGCCGGCGCAUGCUCAGGAGACUCUGUUACGCUCAGCGUGGCGCCUGCGCAGCGGUUUACUGUACAAGUUUAUAAUUAGGAUUCAUAUUUUAAACUGCUAAAGAUGCUUUUGAUGUUAUUAAAUAUGUGUCUGUAAAUAUAUUUUUUU